GCUAAUUGGCUCCCGCGCAGAAGUGGGAAGAGAGUCGCCUCCACCUCCUCACCUGCGCUCCGCCGUUGCGCGAACUCGUUCCGAAUGCGCGGAGGCGGGUUGGUGAUGCCUUGCACUGCACGGCACUCCUGAAUCCUGAUGCGCGAUCGGAUCCGAUGUCAUCGACGGCUGUCGCAAGAGUUAUGUAAUUCUGUAAUCAUGUCAACCUGUAGUGCUUGUUAACAUACUUCGCCUAAUCAGCGUAGCGGAUUCGGACUUGAACCACCAAACGUUGCUCACUGGCGGACGUAUCUGGUCACCUUCUUCGUGACAAUGCAGUCGGCAUUUCCCAGGUUUCCGGAGUAGCGUGGCGGGGUUGAGUCGAAGCGAGGCCCUCUCUCUGCCUUUCGGUCUAUCGGGAUCUCUCGCACCUCCUCCACAUCGCCUCCAUCUUCUCGAUUGAUGCGUGUCAUCCUUGAAAGCGCAGGGGCCAUUUUGCUGAUUACCCUUCUCUUUCUCUCUGUAUCGUUCCAAUUUUAACGGAUGUCCCGAAGGACAGCCUCCAUCUUCGCAUCUCAUCCGUCGUCGCGUUCUUAGAGCUUCUCAGUUCAUCAUCUUCUUUUUUUUUUUUUUUUUUUUUCCAAAAGUUCAUCAUCUUCUCGAUCUGCUGCGAGUUUCGUUCGCUGGCAAUUAGUUUUUUGUGCCAGCAAAUGCUUUCUUCUUCCUUUUCCCGCCCUUUGUGUAAGCAAACGUUUUCUUCUUCCUUUUCCCGCCCUUUGUGCCAGCAAAUGCGUUCUUCUUCCUUUUCCCGCCCUUUGUGCCAGCAAAUGCUUUCUUUUUCUUUUUCCUCCUUCCCGCCCGUCAGUUAGUUUCUGCCAGUGAAUGCUUGCCUCUUCCUUCCCGCCCAGUUUGUUGUUGACGGCCAGGAGGCGUUUUCGCGCCGUUUUCGCGCCGUUUUCGCGCCGUUUUCGCGCCGUUUUCGCGCCGUUUUCGCGCCGUUUUCGCGCCGUUUUCGCGCGAAAACGCCGUUUUCGCGCCGAUUGCUCGCACGGGGCCACAGGCACCAGGGGGAAGCCGCCACGUCAGCUUUCUCCCAUCGAUCAUCCGCGGAGAAGGUCGCAUCGCUUCCCGCCGUGUUCUUCUCUCUCUGCUUAUUCUCUGUCUUCCGUCGGUAUCCCGCCCGAGCAGUUCUUGCUGAUCGCGAUCUCUCUAUCCGCCUUGCUUGGGAUUCUUCAGACCUCUCUCUCUUGUCCAUGUCACGUUAAUUGGUUCUGACAGAGAGUCUGUCAGUUGCUUCUAGCAGCAGGUGGGCCGGGAUCGAGGAUAAGGAGGAAGAGCGGGGAGGGGAGGGAGAGGGGGGGAGAGAGGAGACGGGAGGAGAGAGAGGAGAGGGGAAGAGAGAGGAGUGGGAGAAGUGAGAGAAGUGGAGAAGAGAGAGGAGUGCUGGCGCUGGCGUUUGUUGUUGGUGGGUGGGGAGGCUGGGCGUGGUGGGCAGUGUGGUCUGGCUACCGGUAGGGUUAUCUCCUCCUCUGGAGGGGUUGGGGUUGGGUCAACGGCAGGGUAGAGGGGGAAGGGGAGGGGGAAGGGGGAGGACGGGGAGGGCGAAGGGGAAGAAGCACAAUGUUCCGCGCGAUGGCGCAGGGGCGGGCGGUGGUCGCCUCCGCCGCAGUUGCGGCCGCGGCGGCUACCUCUACCGCGUCUUCCCCCGCUCAGGCGGAAGCGCUCCAUGUGCACUCCCCCCCGCUGAUGGGUCCUUUGACCGGCGGGACGGUUAAGCUCCAGGCAGCGCGAGGAAUUUUUGGACCUCCGUCUCGCUCUUUUUCUCAAUUUACAUCCUUGGACAAUGAUUGGGAUAUGGUCGACGAUGAUGAAGAGGAGGGUAGCCGUCGUGGCACCGAAGCCAGGUACUCCCAACUUUUUGAGAAGGUUCCUGGGCAAGAAGAAGUGGAGGAAGCAACAAGGGAGUUAUGCGAGACUCUCAGAAGUGGGACGAUACUUGGGAGCAAUGGACUCUUUGCGGGUCCGUUUGCCGAAGAGGUGCAGGUGUCUGAGAGGGCGGAUUGGAACGAAGCAAGCCUUCCGUCUGGAUCCUCGAGCUCCGGCUCUGAAUAUGAAGUCACGACCAAUUCCGCAGGAAACAUUGAGCUGCAAGCUUUGCGUGGUGCAGAGAAGGAGCAGGAUGAGACUGGUGACGCAAAAGAAAGGAUGGACUCUGCGCCCUCUGGCGCGACCGAGGCGCAGGCCGCCCAAGAGAAUCCGCAAGUGAACGUACUAGAAAGCCGCCGUGGGUUGGCAACAUUAUCCGCGCGCUGGACGGGUGGCGCACCACAAUGGCCUGUGCCCCAGUUUGGUGGCGCAAGGGCUGUUGUCCAGGCAUUUGAGUUGUUUCGGAGCGACCCCGAAGUGCAGGACACUGUAGUUUCACUUGCGAGAGACCCUGCAGUUUGGGACGCAUUUCGGAAUAACCGGCAAAUGCAAGAGCUUCUUCGCCGGCGAGUGUCAAACAGGAUAGCAGCAAGUGAUCGGCCAGUCGUGGAGGAGAGAGGCGAGCCUCGGGCGCCAAGCAGCGCACCACAGAAUGACAAUCCGUUUGUUGUUGCGUAUGAUCAUGUGAAGAACAUGUUGUCCCAUCUAAUGGGAUCGUUUGUGGAUGCGCUGGGCAGCAUUGUUACGCGUAUGGAGCGGGUGAUGUUUGGCGAGAAUGACAACACGGAGAGUGGAAGGAAUAGCGUUCUUGAAACAACCAUGCGCUCAUGCGUUGUUGUUACGAUCGUUGUUCUGGCUGUCGUAGUCCUUCGACGCCCUGUGAUAGGGUGAGAAGGAUGGAUGAGGUAGGUGCCCAUGUCGUGGAACUUGCAGGACUUGAGAUAUGGUUUACACGUUUUUGAAAGAGCGGUGUGCUCUCACCGUCCUUAUUCAACUAAACAAGAGAAAGUGUCGAUGAACCGACCAUGUGUGAGCAAACCGAACCGAAUCAAACCACCUACAUCUAUAACCAACGGUGUGUCAGCAUUGGCGCCGCCAUUCUUCCAAGAGUAUAUAGUCCUGCAAUGUGGCUUAAAAGGGAUUGGAGGCAGGCGGUGCCUAUGUAGGACUAGAAGAAAAGAGGUGUGCUCUCUGACAUUUGCAACACCUAAGAGAGACAAAAACUGUGAAAUCUUAUUAGGUAUAAUGGUGUGAUAUGCAGUAGAAGGUUAAGGAGAAUGGUCAUGUCGCGUCCCUUGGAGCAUGCAAGAGAGGGAAAGGGGGAAGAGGAGGAUUGACGAGUUCUUUUGCCUUGAGCCGUAUACGUGGUUGGGAGACACGGGGGAGGGAGGAAUGAAAGCGCCUCACGACAAAAAGUUGUUGGAGUUAUAGAGUGGAGAGAUUAAGUGAGUGUGAGAAUGGAAACAUACAGGACAGUGAUGAUGAUGAUAGGCAGGUUUGGUGGAUCAGGGUGCUUGCUGAGUGUUGGGAUGCACAUACGGAACAUGGAACGCAGAGAUCGGCGGUCUCAGUGAAAAAAUGGAACUCAUUGAAUGUGAUUAUGUGAUCAAUGGAAGUGUUUUUCUUCUGCACGCGUGGAAGUAUAUCAUUUGCUGGCUCCAGGGAAGAAAAGGUGGACAAGGUGAGAGUAUAUGGUAAUGGCAGUAAUGCAAAUCGUUGGUCUUCUCAAGACGGGAAGAUGGAAAGCUCGAAAGAUGGUGGCGCUAACUUAGCUUCCAACCGUCAAACGUGGACAAGUGUCAAGUACGCACUAUCACAGCGUGUGCUUGAUAUCAAUGCUCUGUUUGGGCGAAGGAAGUUGUGUGAGAUGGUGGCCCUGUCUGUCCGCUUGGCAUCCAAAACGCCAUGCAAGUUGAUCAGAAUCCCCUGUUAGCAUACUUUGGUCACGAUGUGAGUAAAUGUGAGGCACAGUUUAGCUUACUUCGAUUGCCAUGUGGUUAAAUGUGAGGCAGAGGAUAGCUUACUUAGAGUACCACGUGCGUAAAUGUGAGGCACCGACAUACACACAUUCACAGAAAGGAGAGGAGGACGAUUGAGGGAUUGCUAUUGAUUACUGUAAUCCUUGGAAGGAAGGGAAAAUGAAUGGCAAGGAGGGGUUAUGUGUUGGGGGGGGCUGAUUGAUGUGAGCAGCUUCUCAGUGCUCACAUAGGUGCUGGACCUGAUCCACUUUUUUCGAAGCCCAGAGUUUGAAAUAUUCAGCCUUGAAGUUUGAAGUGACCACAGAGCUGCAAUCAGCGACGUAACGUGCAGAAAAGCGGCAGAAGUAAUUUCCUCUUUGUCGGGGCCGAGGAGGCUAACAUAACGUGCAGAAGCGGCAGAAGUAAUUUCCUGUUUGUCGGGACGGAGGAGAGGACUUGAGCUCCGGAAAUUGUGGACUGUGUUUUUGAAGGAGCUUGCUUUGUUAUUCAUUUCCUGUUUUUCUUUGGGAAGUUGGUGGAUGGAAAACGACGGCGGGAGAUUUUAUCAGAUAAUUUUGAAGAUCUUUUCAAGGAUUUUCGGAAGAUUUUCUUUCUUGCUAUUCAGGACGAUGGCCGUGUUUUUUUAGAGUGCGCUUCCAACAAAAAAAAACUUCAAAAGAAACUCUUAGAAAGCAUAUCGAAUUUGUCGAACGAGUGAAUGAUGCAUCGAACUAGAGGUGCAAUUGUGCCACAACUGCUGCAUAGCACAUCGGAAGAGGACAAGACAAAGUCGCGGCUCCAUACGUGAGAGUGAGAGACCGUUGGUCGAAAUUGGGCAGAUCGCCAAAGGUCGGGAAGUGUUGGCGGAUGAAGGGUAGGAUCAUCAUCUAAACCUCUGUGCCAAGCAGUAGCAACGGCGGGGACUAUGUCCCUGGACCGGGGGGAGGACUCGGGGCAGAGAGGGUCAAUUAGGAAUUCACUGUUCAGGGAGUCGUCUGAUUUCAACACCGACUCACAAGAGUUUAGUUAGUUGCAUCUGGUCUCAAAUUUCAAUGCUUUGUGAAAGCUGAAGAUAGAAAUUGGAAUCUUGGGGAAUCAACCAGUCUAAAGACAGGACACACUUCUUUUGAUUUUUUGUUUCUUUGUUGGAGGAAGAAAACAAAACUGUUAAAUUGCCAAGGGUUUGGGGGUGGGGUGGGGUGGGGGGGGGGGGGGGGGGGGGGGGGGUGUGCUGUGGGAGGAGAUCAAUCUGAUUCCUAUUACACCUGUCAGUCAUGGGAAAUGGGGCAUUUAGGGGGAAAAGAGAAGUAGAAAAGCAGCAGCAGAUAUGACUGUAGUUCGGAUGAGGCAGAGAGAGAACGAUGCGAGGCUGUGAGCUACGAGUUCCAAAGGAGGUAACCCUCUCUCUCUCUCUCUCUCUCUCUCUCUCUCUCUCUCUCUCUCUCUCUCUCUCNCUCUCUCUCUCUCUCUCUCUCUCUCUCUCUCUCUCUCUCUCUCUCUCUCUCUCUCUCUCUCUCUCUCUCCCCCACCCCCCCUCUAGAUCGUCGCUGCCAAAACUUUGCAGCCCAUACAAAAUGAAGAAAGGAAGCGGUGAUUUGAAUGAGAAACUGACUGCGCACAAUGACGCAGGACAACGUUGCUGAAGCAGAGGUAGUGUUUGUUGUCUGAGAGACGUGUACGCAUUCGUUUGCGCGAUGAGCUCGUUUUAAGAAAAAAACGCUAGACUGCAUUCGGAUUCUGGAGGUGCCCAGAUGCAUUUUGAGUGCGAUUGUUGUUAUCGUUGUUAUGAUCAUCAUUCGUCAUCCUCAUCAUUCUUCAUCGUUCGUUAUGAUCAUCAUCAUUCGUCAUCAUUCGUCAUCAAACUCGUCACCAUCGUUUCAUCAUAUAAGCAUUCGCGUGAUUAAUUAACUCUGUCAUUAUCAAAUUCUCACUCUCAAUACUCGAGCAUUCACUGUUCUCUUCUCUGCGUGUUAGUCUUGACCAUCUCAGUGCCUAAUCAUACUUUCUGUGUCUUAUAUCUGACUGUAUUUACGGCCAGACGUUGAUGUAUCUGACCGCAAUUAUGCCCAUAAUGCGGUGAAUGAAUAUGUGCACCCGGA
Chara braunii is the source of this 5962-nucleotide messenger RNA. Lineage: Eukaryota; Viridiplantae; Streptophyta; Charophyceae; Charales; Characeae. The record is from the annotation of a GenBank genome assembly.